Messenger RNA from Salvelinus fontinalis (brook trout), 1257 nucleotides. Its product is annotated as ephrin-B2a-like. The transcript has 5 exons. Bases 1 to 1044 code for a protein of 347 amino acids. Gene Ontology annotation, cellular component: plasma membrane. The record is from RefSeq and is a predicted model, not a curated record. Gene Ontology annotation, molecular function: ephrin receptor binding. Lineage: Eukaryota; Metazoa; Chordata; Actinopteri; Salmoniformes; Salmonidae. Gene Ontology annotation, biological process: axon guidance; ephrin receptor signaling pathway; blood vessel morphogenesis.
AUGGUUGCCCGGCAGCGUGUGAUGGGGAGGUACGUCUGGUGGUUCUGUCUAGGACCGUUGGUGGUCAACCUGAGUCCGAGCUGCUCUGCCGUCAUCCUGGAGUCCAUCUAUUGGAAUUCUUCAAACCCCAAGUUCUCUCCUGGACAGGGGCUGGUCCUGUUCCCUCAGAUAGGGGAUAAAAUGGACAUCGUGUGUCCCCGGGUGAGGCCAGGGGUGGCGGAGAACAAGGACCCUGAGUACUACCGUGUGUACCUGGUGACCCGGGAACAACUCCACAGCUGUAGCAUCGGCCAAUCAGACACCCCGUUACUCAACUGUGACAAGCCAGACAGAGACGUGAAGUUCACCUUCAAGUUCCAGGAGUUCAGCCCUAAUCUCUGGGGCCUGGAGUUCCUCAAGGGAAGGGAAUAUUAUAUAACCUCGACCUCCACCAGCUCUCUACAGGGCCUGGACAACACUGAUGGAGGAGUGUGUAGAGCCACAUCCAUGAAGCUGGUACUGAGAGUAGGACAGAGUAAGUUAUGUUCCUCCAAACCCCUUCCUCUCCCAGAAGACACCAGGUUCCCCCCUCAGCACCCAGAGGCCCCAGACAAGGAGCCUCCCGUUAAGGACAAUGAUGUGACGAAUAACGUUGGAGACAUCGACACAGAAGGCGGAGCCUCAUCAACAGAAGGCGGAUCCAUCGGCUCUGAGGUCGGACUCUUCGUGGGCGUGGCCUGUGGUAGCGUCCUCCUCCUAUUGGUCAUCGUGGUCCUACUGAUCGUGGUGUGGCGGUACCACAGGCGCCACGCCAAGCCGGACAGAGACGUCCAACAGUCCACCUCUCUGUCCCUCAACACCCUGGCCAUGCCCAAGAGAGACAGCUACGGAGGGAGUAGCGAUGACAACCGGUCAGAGCCCAGUGACACAGCGUUUCCUCUGAGGCCCUCUGACUCCGUGUUCUGUAGGCACCACGAGAGGGUCAGUGGUGACUACAGACGUCCUGUUUAUAUGGUACAGGAGACGCCUCCACAGAGUCCUGCUAAUACAUACUACAAGGUCUGAGGGACCGGUGGGGGUCUUCUCACGGGGCCGAGGACCAAUGGAAGAUAGACUGAGGAGUUGUUCAGUCCCCAUGAGGGAGUGAUGUCGCCGCUGUGUGCUUUCUGAAGUCAGUGGGUCCUGCGGUGGGACACAUUUAGGGACGAGAACAUGUCCGUCACCUCCUCUGAAAUCCUUCACUGUGUGGAGUUUUUUGUUGUUGUUGAAAACACACUU